Molecule: messenger RNA, 1280 nt
Organism: Neurospora tetrasperma FGSC 2508
Lineage: Eukaryota; Fungi; Ascomycota; Sordariomycetes; Sordariales; Sordariaceae
Product: GTP-binding protein ryh1
Exons: 5
Coding region: 110-766 (218 amino acids)
Molecular function (GO): GTPase activity; GTP binding
Source: RefSeq, a predicted model, not a curated record
AGUCCGAAAGCUUCCUCCCCUUGACCGUGUUUCCGAAUACCUUCAGCUACCUACCUACCUACCUACCUACCCCGCCAAAUACCGUUAAUCCGCAAACACAUUCAUCACAAUGGCGCAAGCAGGCGGGUCAUACAACAACCCCUUGAAGAAGUUCAAGUUGGUCUUCUUGGGCGAACAAAGCGUCGGCAAGACGUCGCUCAUCACACGCUUCAUGUACGACUCGUUCGAUAACAUGUACCAAGCCACCAUUGGUAUCGAUUUCCUUUCCAAGGCAUGUUCGAUCCCCACCAUGUACCUCGAAGACCGAACAGUCCGUCUACAGCUCUGGGACACAGCCGGCCAGGAGCGUUUCCGCUCCUUGAUCCCUUCGUAUAUCCGCGACUCGUCAGUGGCCGUGGUAGUUUAUGACAUUUCGAACGCCAAAUCCUUCCAAAACACACGAAAAUGGAUCGACGACGUGCGCGCCGAGCGCGGCAACGACGUGAUCAUUGUCUUGGUGGGCAACAAGACGGAUCUGAACGACAAGCGCGAAGUGACCACGGCGCAGGGCGAGGAGGAGGCCCGGCGCAACAACCUCAUGUUUGUCGAGACGUCGGCAAAGCUAGGCCACAACGUCAAGACGCUGUUCAAGAGGAUAGCCCAGGCCUUGCCCGGGAUGGAGGGCACCGGUGGGGAAGGUGCCGGUGGUGCGGGCACGGGGGCGGCGGCGACGAGGAUCGAUGUCAGCAGUAAGGAGACGGUGGCGCAGGAGGGAUGCGCUUGUUAAGACUGACUGGACUGGUCUGACUGGUCUGGCGGCCUGGUGCGGUUUGAUCUGCUCUCGUCUGGUCUGGUCUGGUCUGACCGGGACAGAACAAGUUCACGGUGUGGGGAGACUAACCAUCUUCCUAGGGAAAGGGGGUACUGAAGAAGUUGAGGGGAAGAAGACAACAAUGGGGAUGACGAUCAUGUUGACGAUGUUAACGAGGUUAACGAUAUAAUGGGGUAAAUAUAUGAUGAGAGAAUGAGAUGGAACAUGAUGAUGAUGAUGGGGGGUGGGGGGAGGGAAAUAGAGGUGGGUGGGCUAGACAACCUGACAAACGGGGAAGCAAACUAUAAUGAGAAACUUGGCUGUGCUUUGUGCUUACGGUUUGGCUGGCUGGCUAAAGCAAGGCGAUCGGAGCAUUAGCAUGCGAAGGAAGGGGUUGGUUUGGUUUUGUCGGGUCUUAACGCUUAUAAUAAUACAAAUGAUAAAAGAUAUAAUACUUUGUAUCUAGUUCCUGAGUUGAACCAACUGUGUC